AUGGCAAACAAUGAAUUUUCUAGGGGUCUUACUGAAAAAAGGCACCUCUACACCCCAAUUCAUAGAAGGACGCAUUCCACUAAUAUAGAAAGCGUUAAAGGAAUAAUAUCAUUACAAAACCAUCGUCGCACCCUUUCAAAUACCCCUCAAGAGUUCAGUCCCAUUCAAAAUCCUCAGCAAAUCCAAAAUUCUUUAAGAAAACCUUUAAAUGUUGAGCCUUACAGAGAGCCUCUAACCCCUGACUCCUUAAAUUCUCCAGCUUCCUCUUGCUCAUAAUAAUUAUUAAUAUGGUGGAGAGACAAAAUAUGCCAUUAACGAUGACGCACCACAGUGGGCGCCAAAAUGGCUUUAUAGCCUAAUCAAAGGCUCAGACCCUUUGAUUCUAACCCUAAGCUAGCUGUAUGGGCUCCGUAUGAGGUGGGUGGCCUUGGGAGUCAGCUAGUGGUCAUUCCAGUCCAGUAUUAGUUAUCCGGAUGGUUUUUGGACCAUGGAUUCCUUCUCUGCCGGUUUCAGAAGGCUAUGACUCUUUUUUCCUGGGUGCCGUCUCUCCCAAAGGUGGCCGACAGGAGGUAUUAGGCUACGUUUACCUCCAUAGCACCCGAUGGUGCACUAACAGGACGUCUUUCUAACCAGUCGAGAUUCUUUGAGAUCACAGUGCAAGCCCAUCUCCUAGAGAAUAUCACCAUUCAAAUUAGCGGCUGAGUAUCCGCCCAUCAAGCAGGUUGGCGCUGGCCGAAAGCAUGCUGAGGCAUCAAAUCUGGAAGGAAUUAAAACUCUUAAUUUAAUUUAUUUUGUUCAUCUCAGCCUAAAAAGAUUAACAAAAAAGGAUUUAUCGGCUUAUUAGAUGCAGCAAUCACUUACUUCAACCAAGAGCCUCAGAUUCAAAUCCCAGCUCCCAACAAUGAGAUUAUAGAAAUGAAAAAAGAAAUAAGAAGACUUACAGAAAGACAAUUAGAAAUAGAAAAAGCUAAUGAGCAAUUGCUAAAAGAUUACUCAAUGAUGAAGGCAGCCUUAGAAGAGCAGAAAUCUAAAAAAGAAAAUUACGAAAAGCAUAUCCAGUCUCUACAAAACUACACACAAGAACUAGAAAACGGUGUAAAAAAAAUCCAAAUUGAGCUGAAAAAUGAACAGAAAAAAAACGAGCAGAUGAGAAUGGCAAUAAAUGUAAAUGAAAGCCAAGCCAAUGAAAGGAGGCUGCUAGGGAGAGUGCCUGUAUGGGAAGACGAAGGAAAAAAGAGGGGAAAAGAAGAAAGCUUGAGGGUGGAUAAACCUUCACCAACACCUAUUAUGUACAAGCCGAUUUCCCAAAGAGGAAUGAAGGAAGAAAAAAGAAGAUCAAUGGGGUUUACUUAA
This is a messenger RNA of Blepharisma stoltei, 1353 nucleotides long. NCBI's taxonomy places the organism in Eukaryota, Ciliophora, Heterotrichea, Heterotrichida, Blepharismidae. The record is from the annotation of a GenBank genome assembly.